GGAAUCAGACCUUAUCAGUGUGUUGAAUGUGGAAAAGAAUUUACAGUAUCAAGUAACAUGAAGAAACACAUGAGGAUUCACAGUGGAGUCAAGCCCUAUCCGUGUAAUAUAUGUCAGAAAUCAUUUACACGAUGUGGUACUCUGGAGAGGCACAUGGCGAUUCACAGUGGACUCAGACCGUAUCAGUGUGUUGAAUGUGGGAAAGCAUUUAGACAUUCAUAUCACCUGAAGACACACAUGAUGAUUCACAGUGGAAUCAAGCCUCAUCAGUGUGUUGAAUGCGGGAAAACAUUUGCACAAUCAAGUAAUCUGCAGAAACACAUCAGAAUUCACAGUGAAGUCAAGCCUUAUCCGUGUAAUAUAUGUCAGAAAUCAUUUACACGAUCAGGUACCUUGGAGAGGCACAUGGCGAUUCACAGUGGACUCAGACCGUAUCAGUGUGUUGAAUGUAGGAAAGCAUUUAGACAUUCAUAUCACCUGAAGACACACAUGAUGAUUCACAGUGGAAUCAAGCCUCAUCAGUGUGUUGAAUGCGGGAAAACAUUUGCACAAUCAAGUAAUCUUCAGAAACACAUCAGAAUUCACAGUGAAGUCAAGCCUUAUCAGUGUAAUAUAUGUGAGAAAACAUUUACAGUAUCAGGUACUCUGAAGAAUCACAUGGCGAUUCACACUGGAAUGAGACCUCAUCAGUGUGUUGAAUGCGGGAAAGCAUUUGCACAAUCAGGUAACCUGAAGACACACAUGAUGAUUCACAGUGGAAUCAAGCCUUAUCAGUGUGUUGUGUGUGAUAAGUGGUUCACACACUCAAGUAGCCUGCAGAAACACAUGACCAUUCAUAGUGCUAGCAAGCCGUAUCAGUGUGAUGUGUGUGGUAAAGCGUUUACAUACUCAAAUAGCCUGAAGCGACACCUGACCAUUCAUAGUGGAAGCAAGCCUUAGCAGUGUGUUCGAUGUGGGAAAAUAUUUUGACACUCAGGUACUCUGCAUACACAAGUGAUGAUUCACAAUGGAAUCAAACCUUUACGAGUGCAUUGUUUGUGAGAAAGGAUUGACACACUCAGGUAAUCUGCAGAAACACAAGGAUUCGCCGUGGAAUCCAACUUAUCAGUGUGUUCAAUGAAGCGAGGGAUGUAACAUCACACGUUUCAUAGUUCUGGAAUAAAGGUUUACAAAGUUCA
Haliotis rufescens (red abalone) is the source of this 1178-nucleotide messenger RNA. RefSeq names its product zinc finger protein ZFP2-like. Gene Ontology annotation, biological process: regulation of transcription by RNA polymerase II. Gene Ontology annotation, molecular function: DNA-binding transcription factor activity, RNA polymerase II-specific; RNA polymerase II cis-regulatory region sequence-specific DNA binding. The transcript has a single exon. Lineage: Eukaryota; Metazoa; Mollusca; Gastropoda; Lepetellida; Haliotidae. The record is from RefSeq and is a predicted model, not a curated record. Bases 58 to 939 code for a protein of 293 amino acids.